AUAAACCCCCGGCCUCGAUCACGCAAGCAAACAAACAUGGAGAUGGAGCCACCCAAGCAGCUCACCGUGGCUUUGUUCCUCGCCUUGGCCCUCCUCGCGGCCGCGCUGCAGCCAUCGGAAGCCAUCAGGGCCCAAGGAGUCCUCAACCCCGCAGCAGAUGAUCAACAAGCCUCCAGCACCAACGCCGACGUCGCACAUCCAUUGACAUGGCCCGGCUUCCCCAACAUCCCGGGCUUCCCGCCGCUGCCGCCAUUGCCGCCACACCCCGGCUGUCCACCCCUGCCUCCGAUCCCGGGCCUCCCAGUGCCUCCGAUCCCCGGCCUCCCAAUCCCAGCCGUCAAUCCGCCGCCUCAAUCCCCUCCUCCCCCAACUCCAGUUGCAAUCCCACCGCCAUCGACCCCAUUGACGCCUCCCCCUGUGUCAAUCCCACCACCACCGACGACGCCAUUGACGCCUCCCCCAGCUGUGUCAACCCCGCCUCCGUCAUCGCCGUCGCCAUCGCAACCGAAGGAGUGCCUGCCGUCGUUGAUGGGGCUGAAUCCGUGCAUGGGCUACCUCACCAACACCAGCGUGUCGUCGCCUCCGACGGCGUGCUGCGACGGCUUCAAGUCGCUCGUCGACACCGCCCCCAUCUGCCUCUGCCACGGCCUCAACGGCGACAUCAACACGCUCAUGCCCGCGCCCAUGGACUCCAUGCGCAUGAUGUCCCUCCCGGGCGACUGCAACGUCCCGCUCCCGCUGCAGGCGCUUGCCCAGUGCUCAUCGCCAAAUGUACCGCCGUUGAGGGCUCCUGCUCCUGCGGCACCUCCAUCUCCAAAGUCGUCACCGUAAAAGGCAACAAGAUGCACAGAUCGGUUAUAUCCAGGCAAGAUUCGUAAUUAGCACUAGAUUCGAAUGUAUACUAGAUCAGAUAUGAUUCAGUCGUUAGAGCACAUAUGCCUUGGAUUCGAAUGUCUUCUGUACAUUGAUACAGAUAAGUAACGAAAUUUGUGAAGUC
Messenger RNA from Brachypodium distachyon (stiff brome), 997 nucleotides. RefSeq names its product proline-rich receptor-like protein kinase PERK2. Gene Ontology annotation, molecular function: lipid binding. Lineage: Eukaryota; Viridiplantae; Streptophyta; Magnoliopsida; Poales; Poaceae. Gene Ontology annotation, biological process: lipid transport. The coding region runs from base 37 to 831 and encodes 264 amino acids. The record is from RefSeq and is a predicted model, not a curated record. The transcript is spliced from 3 exons.